This is a messenger RNA of Ylistrum balloti, 3298 nucleotides long. RefSeq lists its product as uncharacterized. NCBI's taxonomy places the organism in Eukaryota, Metazoa, Mollusca, Bivalvia, Pectinida, Pectinidae. The transcript has 2 exons. The record is from RefSeq and is a predicted model, not a curated record. Bases 143 to 673 code for a protein of 176 amino acids.
UUUCACUAGCUAGGUCAUAAGUAACCUUGCUGUAUUUAUCUAAUUGGUAAGGCUGACCACAUAAUCAAGGCCUAGCUAGUGAAAAAACCUUCACUACCUGAUCAAGUAAUCCCAGUUGGUAAAAAUUAACAACUGUGUAACUAUGACCACCCAUAUCAAUGUAAACGAUGGUGGGACGGAGAAUUCAAAAACACAAGAGCAGACUUCCAAGGAAGUUCCAGAGGCCCCUGUUGUCACCAGUCAGGACCAGGUUGCCGUUUCCCUGUUGGAACAGCAUGAUGAUGACAAGGGGGCACCUGUUGUAAUGACUUAUAAUAUAGAGCCAGCUUACCAGAAUACCUUAAGUAACCCCUACAAAGAGACAACAAUAACAUUGCCCCACCUUGUUAAAAAGGUGCCACCGAGAGAGCUGCUACCUCGUCCAUAUCGCACUUUUAACCAGGUGCUAGCUUUGUCCUAUGUUAGUAUCGUAUGCUGCCUGUUUAUUGGUAUGUUUGCCAAUCGCUACGCCUGGCGUGCUAAGAUCCAAAAUGGUAAGGGACUUUAUGCUCUUGCCAAGAAAUGGGCGCGUAUCGCUGUUUAUGUUAGCUACGUUGCCUUUGUGUGUGGAAUUCUCAUCGCCACCUUCAUCACCCUGAAUGAACUUGUCUGGAAUGAUGAUGAAAUAAAGUGAUAUGGAGGUUCUGUAUGAGGUUCAAUCUCCAGGAUGGUUAGGCAAUCUGUAUAUAACUGAUAUUUUAACAGUUUUGUCUUGUAAAGUCAGAGUUCAUUUUAGUACCAUUUAUGCAUUUUUCCAUAGUACUCUGACACGGUAGGUUUACCUCAAUCUAGAGUUCUGUUCAUGCUUCUGUGUGGUGAUUAACAGUAAUCAGUGACCAAUUUAAUGUAAAAUAAUAACAAUGUGUUCAAAUCUAAACAGGUGCUAAAUAUAGUGUGAUUUAUGAAAUCGUUUUGUAGCAUAGUAUAAUUUUUUCAGUUUAGCCUUUUAAAUUGAAUUUUUACAGAUAGUGACCAUGCCCGGUGAUCUUAUUACUACUGUAUAUAUGGAAACUUUACCGAUAGAGCAAAAAUAAAAAGGGGGAUAAGUUAGAUACUGAAGCUGAAAUACAGAGAGGAUAUUUAAUGGUUUCCCAUUUAAUAUUAUAUGAUUUUUUUCACGAGUAAAAAGCACAGAUGAAAAAUAUUUUCACAAACGUGAAGCACAAGUGAAAAAUACAGAUAUCAUCUGUCAUACUCAUGCAAUAUUGAGUAUGAUAUUUAAUAGGAAACCAUUUCAUUUUCUUUUUAUUACAUUUCAUUUAAAAAACUGAUCUAAACAUGAAAUGAAGCAGUGUUAAUAAAAAGUAAAAUUAAGUGAUGUUUAUGGAAGUUUGGGAUUUAUUAGCACAUUCUUUGUCAUUAGAUAGUGCGAAGCUGCACAAGAUGUUGUUUUGAAUUGACUGUUUUUACAUAUUGUGACAGUAAGAUUAGGACAGUCAGUGUUGUGUUUUUGUAUAGUGCUUUUAGAUUAGAGAUGUUGUGUAAGUCAGAAAGCUUAUUAUCAUGUACAUCUCUUUUAAAUACUGACUACAGUGUGUUUCUAAAAUGUUGAUGAUGAAAAUUUUUUAAACAUGCCAUACUGCUUUUCCUUAUGUUCUAGCUGCAUUCUAAAACAAAAGUUGUUGAUUUUUAGGUCUCCAUCAUCAGAUGGUAGGCUAUUCAAAUCGCUCUGCGUCUGUGGUCUCUGCGUCUGUGGUCUCUGCAUCCAUCCUCUGUCGUUUGUCCGUCCCUUAACAAUUUUUGUUAGCGCUUUGGCUUGAGAAGUACUGGAUGGAUUUUUCUCAAAUUGGUCUCCCCUUGGUCUAUAGUUGUGUCUGUGUAAUUUUGGGACUGGUCAGAAAAACAAAAUGAAUGAAAGGUGGCCAUCUUGGAUUUUGACUUUGAAAGUUUAUUUUCACUAUUUCUUGAGAAAAAUUGAUAGGUAGAUUGCCCUGGGUCCUUCUGCCAGUUCGAUUUUGGAUGCGAGAAAAAAAAAAACCAAAAUGACUGACAGGCAGCCAUCUUGUAUCUUAUUUUUGAAAGUUUGUUAUUACUAUUUCUAGAGAAGUACUCGAUGGAUCUUUCUUAGAUUUUAUAUAUAGGUUGCCCUUAGUCCCUUCUGGUGACAGUGUGAUUUUGGGUCUGAUCAGAAAAACAGAAUGGCUAACAGACGACCAUCUUGGAUUUUGACUUUGAAAGUUUGUUAUCACUAUUUCUUGAGAACUACUCUAUAGAUCUUUCUCAAAUUUCAUGUAUAGGUUCCACUAGGUCCCUAGUUGUGCCUGUUUGAGUUUGGAACUGAUCAGAAAAACAAAAUGGCAGACAGGCAGCCAUCUUGGAUUUUGCCUAGUAAAAAUUGUUAUUGCUAUUUCUUAUGAAGUUCUGAAUGGAUGUCUCAAAUUUCAUACGUAUGUUCCAUUUGGUUUUUCCUUGUGAUCUUUUGAUUUUGGGGCGGAUCAAAAGAAACAAAAUGGCUUCCAGGCCACUAUUUUGGAUAGGCAGGUAAAGAUUAUCAUCGUUGUUUGUGCAAAGGAAUGUUCAAAUAUCUUAUCAUUAAGAGCAAAAGCAGAGAAGAGAAAAGAAGGGAAAAGAGCAAACUUUCAAAGAGCAUAUAAAGAUCAAACAAUGGUGGGCGCCAAGAUCCCUCUGGGAUCUCUUGUUAAUCAAGUGAUUGCUAGUUUUCAAUACAAGUACACAUAUAACAUUACAGAGGAUGGUGGGGUCUCUUUGGGACUUAAAUACAAUGCUCAGAUUGUCAAACAUGCUCUCUGUGGAUCAAAGUUACUAUGAUCCAUGUUACUUGUGGAUCACAGGAGCUGUGGGCCGUGUUACUUGUGGGUCACAGGGGUUGUGGUCUGUGGUACUUGUGGGUCACAGGAGCUGUGGUCUGUGUUACUUGUGGGUCUCACGGGCUGUGGUCCGUGUUACUUGUGGAUCACAGGGGUUGUGGUCUGUGUUACUUGUGGAUCACAGGAGCUGUGGGCCGUGUUAUUUGUGGAUCACAGGAGCUGUGGUCCGUGUUCUUUGUGGGUCACAGGAGCUGUGGGCCGUGUUACUUGUGGAUCACAGGAGCUGUGGUCCAUGUUACUUGUGGAUCACAGGAGCUGUGGGCCGUGUUACUUGUGGAUCACAGGAGCUGUGGGCCGUGUUACUUGUGGAUCACAGGAGCUGUGGUCCAUGUUAGUUGUGGGUCACAGGAGCUGUGGUCCGUGUUCUUUGUGGGUCACAGGAGCUGUGGUCCAUGUUACUUGUGGGUCACAGGAGCUGUUGUCCGUGUUAC